Arachis ipaensis is the source of this 745-nucleotide messenger RNA. RefSeq lists its product as uncharacterized. NCBI's taxonomy places the organism in Eukaryota, Viridiplantae, Streptophyta, Magnoliopsida, Fabales, Fabaceae. The record is from RefSeq and is a predicted model, not a curated record.
ACAAUUUCUCACUAUUUUUCUCAUCCUUCACUACUGAACACAUAAUACAACUUAAUUUGAAUUCUACUGAAAAAUGGGUUCAAGAGUAGCAAUACUCAUGCUUGGCCUCUUGGCCAUUGUUCUUAUCUCUUCAGAAGUGGCUGCUAGAGACGUACCUGAGGCUUCACCUAACAAGGAUGAAGCUGGUACAGAGGCAAAUGAAGUGGGUGAGGCCAAGUAUGGAUACGGUGGUGGUAACUAUGGCCACGGUGGUGGUUAUGGCCACGGUGGUGGUUAUGGCCACGGCGGUGGAGGAUACGGUCACGGCGGUGGAGGAUACGGUCACGGCGGUGGAGGAUACGGUCACGGUGGCGGAGGAUACGGUCACGGUGGCGGAGGAUACGGUCACGGUGGCGGAGGGCACGGCGGUCACGGUGGAGGAGGGCACGGAGGAGGAGGGAAUUAAUUAUUACAUAUUAUGCUUCAACAAUAUGUAAUAAAUAAUUAUUAUUAUAAUGGCAUUUCAGUGAAUAAAUGAAGCUCGUGGGAUGAGAGAGAGACAUAUACAUGUAGAGAAAGAGAGAUAUAGUAGAUAGGACUAAAGGCUAUUUUUGACUUUUUCCCUAAAUGCUAUGAUCGAUCUUUCUAAUGAUCUUAGCUUGCCAUAUUAAGAUGUCUUACUCUCUCCACAAGUGGAAUGUUGAAUGUAUAUGCAUCCUAUGUUUCUGUCAUAAUGAAAAUAGUAACCAAAGUUGUUCUCAACUAC